CGCGGAGACAGCGGGCAGCGGCGAAGCGGCCGGGCCGCCCCCCGCGUUGUGUAACCCCGCGGCGGCCGGUUAUGUAAAAGGGGCUCGAGCGGGGCUCGGGGUGCCCGGCCCUGGGCCUCGCUGCGGCGGUGGCCGGGGGUGAAAACACCGUUUCCCUGCGCUAACGCCAGGCCUCGGAGCAGCGCGUGUGGGUGCUGCUCUGGCGGCUCCCCUGUGGGAGAUGAGUGUGCAUAUUUGCUUCUGAAGGACUAUCGGGAGCCUCCUGGGUUAUCUGGUCUGAUCCCUUGUUAUUACAGGAGGAAGCAUCUCCUUAUUCUUUGCUUGACAUCUGUUUGAAUUUCCUGACCGCCAGCCUAGAGAAGUUUUGCACAGAAAGGCAAGAUGGGACGCUCUGCUUGCAGGAGCCGGGGAUGUUUCCUCAAGAAGUGGCUGAUCGAUUGCUGCAGACGAUGGCAUUUCACGGGCUGCUGAAUGACGGAACUGUGGGCAUCUUCCGAGGCAACCAGAUGCGUUUGAAACGAGCUUGUAUCCGGAAAGCAAAAAUCUCUGCUGUGGCUUUCCGGAAAGCAUUCUGCCAUCACAAGCUGGUAGAACUUGAUGCUACUGGAGUGAAUGCAGAUAUAACAAUCACAGACAUUAUAAGUGGACUUGGCAGCAAUAAAUGGAUCCAACAAAACCUUCAAUGCCUUGUGCUGAACUCAUUAACUCUUUCUUUGGAAGACCCCUACGAAAGGUGCUUCAGCCAGCUAUCCGGGCUUCGUGCGUUGAGUAUUACCAAUGUUCUGUUCUACAAUGAGGACCUGGCAGAUGUUGCUUCACUUCCUAGAUUAGAAAGUCUGGAUAUAUCAAACACCUCUGUCACUGACAUAACUGCACUCCUUACUUGCAAAGACCGUCUCAAAUCGUUGACCAUGCACCACCUGAAAUGCUUGAAAAUGACCACAACGCAGAUUUUGGAUGUUAUAAGAGAACUAAAAUAUCUAAAUCAUCUUGAUAUUUCAGAUGAUAAACAGUUCACAUCAGACAUAGCACUUCGUUUACUGGAACAGAAAGAUAUCUUGCCUAACCUUGUGUCUCUGGACAUUUCUGGAAGAAAGCAUGUUACGGAUAAGGCUGUAGAAGCAUUUAUUCAGCAACGGCCAACAAUGCAGUUUGUUGGACUGCUAGCUACAGAUGCCGGCUACUCAGAAUUUCUAACAGGAGAAGGAAACCUAAAGGUGUCAGGAGAAGCAAAUGAAACUCAGAUUUCUGAAGCACUGAAGCGUUACAGUGAACGGGCCUUCUUUGUGAGAGAAGCACUCUUUCAUUUAUUCAGCCUGACACAUGUAAUGGAAAAAACAAAGCCUGAAAUUUUAAAGCUUGUGGUAAUUGGAAUGAGAAAUCACCCCCUGAACUUGCCCGUGCAGUUAGCAGCAAGUGCAUGCGUCUUUAACCUAACCAAGCAAGACUUAGCAGCAGGCAUGCCUGUGCGACUUCUGGCUGAUGUCACUCAUUUGCUCCUGAAGGCCAUGGAACAUUUCCCAAAUCACCAACAGCUGCAAAAAAAUUGCCUUCUUUCACUAUGCAGUGACAGAAUACUUCAGGAUGUUCCAUUUAACAGGUUCGAAGCAGCCAAACUUGUUAUGCAGUGGCUGUGUAAUCAUGAAGAUCAAAACAUGCAAAGGAUGGCCGUAGCCAUAAUUUCCAUUCUUGCUGCAAAGCUUUCAACAGAGCAAACAGCUCAACUUGGUGCAGAGCUCUUCAUUGUUAGGCAACUUCUUCAAAUAGUUAAACAGAAAACAAAUCAGAAUCUUGUAGAUACUACCCUCAAGUUCACACUGAGCGCACUUUGGAACCUCACUGACGAAUCUCCAACAACAUGUCGGCACUUCAUUGAAAAUCAAGGGCUAGAACUUUUCAUGAGAGUUUUAGAGUCUUUUCCGUCUGAGUCAUCCAUCCAACAGAAAGUUCUUGGACUUCUGAAUAACAUAGCUGAAGUUAAAGAACUCCACUCUGAGUUAAUGUGGAAAGACUUUAUAGACCACAUCAGUAAAUUAUUGCACAGUGUUGAAGUGGAAGUCAGCUACUUUGCAGCAGGGAUUAUUGCUCAUUUGAUAUCUCGAGGAGAGCAGGCCUGGACACUAAGUCGCAGCCAGAGGACCUCACUUCUUGAACAACUGCAUUCUGCCAUUUUGAAUUGGCCAACUCCAGAAUGUGAGAUGGUGGCUUACAGGUCUUUCAAUCCAUUUUUUCCUCUACUUGGCUGUUUCAUGACGCCUGGUGUCCAGUUAUGGGCAGUGUGGGCCAUGCAGCAUGUCUGCAGCAAAAAUCCUGCCAGGUACUGCAGCAUGUUAAUUGAAGAAGGUGGUUUACAGCACUUAUACAACAUCAAAGAAAAUGUCCAGACUGAUCCACAUGUACAGCGAAUUGCAAUUGCCAUCCUAGAUAGUUUGGAAAAACAUAUUAUGCGCCAUGGGAGACCACCUCCGUGUAGAAAACAGCAACAAAAUAAACCAAACUGAAAGCUGCAGGUAUAAGAGUGUAAAGUAUUGUCUUUGUAAUAAUCCUUUAUGAUGUGUGUGUAGUUGGAGUAACUCGUAAUAUAGUGGUCACCAUUAAAGUGAUUUGCCAAUAAUUGUGGUACCCAGAACCAUGUAUGGUAACCUAUGGUGAAUGUCAACUUUAAUGGCAACCGCAUAUGCAACCUGUAAAAGGAACCAUGGUCACUGCUUGAGCUGGUCAUACCUGUAGGAUUAUUGCUGGCUACAAAGAGGUGGGACUUGUACAGAUCAAUAUGCACAUCCGGAAAAAAGACUUCUAGGAAUACCUUGUUUUGUGACUUCUGGGACAUAAAGUUAUUUCAUCCCUAUGAUUGCUGUUUAUAAAACUGUUUACCGGUUUGGUGUUUGAAUAGAGCUGUUUGUGAUUGUGAGAUUCAACACUCUUAACAGAUUAAAACAAAAGUGCAUGCAUGCAAGUUACAAUGAGACUUGUAACUAAGGUGACCAAAAUGUCCUGUUGCCUCAUAACUCUUCUGAACACAAAUGGGGUCUUCAAUUUCCUUUUCCUUUUGCCUGCAAGCUGUGUUCUUCUGAUUUCCUCAUUGCUAGAACAAUGCCUUUUUGCAGCUCAGCUCUCCUGAGCCCUCUCUACUUCAUUGGUAAGGUUGGGAUCAGCACUGCAUCAGGGAAAGGGGAAACUUGCUAGAGCAAAGCAAUAGAAACAGGAUUAAAAGGAGACCUAAUACUAAAAGGAUGAACUAAGCUUGCAAUUUUAAGCUUGAUGACAAGAAGUCUUUUUCGGUUUGUUUGUUUGACUGCUUUUGGUUGUGUGUGGGAUUUUUUUCUUUUGCUUUUAGAAGACUGGUAGGGAAAGAAGGCUCAUCGGAGCAAAAUACUGACCUGUCCUUCUCAUCAUGAGGGGAGAUUGCAUGCCUUGAUAGGAGGCCCAGGAUAUUUGGUCAUCUUAUUUAUAAGAGACUAAUGAUUGCUUUGUUGUUUUCUGUAAAUAUUCUGUCAGUAUUGUGCAGUGAAUUAUAUUUCCAAGACAUCACAGUGCAAAACAUCACCCAGUGUUCUGUGUAAACCCUGUGUCAAUUGCAUUGUUUUGUGGAGUGUGAAAUUUUACAUAGAGAUGCUAACUGUAACAACUUACUUCUGAUACCUGUGGGUUUCAAAUGAUGUGUUGAAUGAAAAAUAUUGCACAGUAUACAGAUGCCUGAUAAAAUACAAGUGAUGGAAGCAAGCUACAUGCCAGUUCAAAUUUGCUUUUAUUUCAAGCAUUAUUUCUGUUUAUCUGGUUAGUCUCCAUAUUUCCAUGGCAACUGACUGAUAUUCACAGACUCUUCUGUAAAUGUACUGGUAAUUCAGUUUAAAAAAGGGAAUACUUCUGUUUGGUAGUGUGGCAAGGAUGGCUUUUUCAGGAUGACCGUAUUUUACUAUUUUUAACUCCUUCCCUUCCUCCCAUUCUCCCUUCCCUCCCACCAAAACUCCCAUCCUUCAAAUAAAAACAUCACCUCUAAUCUUUAAUCUUGUGUAUUUCAGCAACUUCAAAAUGGACUGCACCAGUAAUUUCAUCAGUGUUGUGUGACUGUUUUCUGUACUAAAGUAUAACUUGGCCAAUAUCACUUCCCUAUCAUAUUUGGCUGUAUGCAGUUUUCUUGAUUCAAAAAGAAGUGGAACAGGCUGAAGCUUUAAAUUAUGAAGCUUGUUUGGAAAAUGGCCUGCAAGCCUUUCCCACUACCUUUUUGGGAUGUGUCCACUGUGGGACUUUUGCUAUGAAAUACCCACUGCAUGAAAUGGAAAUACAAACUGUCAAAAUUGGUGUUAAUGGAAUAUAAACCAAUUAGUACCACAAGAUUUUAAAAUAAAUAUGACAACGCUCUUUA
Messenger RNA from Dromaius novaehollandiae (emu), 4366 nucleotides. RefSeq names its product protein zyg-11 homolog B. The transcript is spliced from 14 exons. NCBI's taxonomy places the organism in Eukaryota, Metazoa, Chordata, Aves, Casuariiformes, Dromaiidae. The record is from RefSeq and is a predicted model, not a curated record. Gene Ontology annotation, cellular component: Cul2-RING ubiquitin ligase complex. The coding region runs from base 411 to 2501 and encodes 696 amino acids.